This is a messenger RNA of Phytophthora infestans T30-4, 414 nucleotides long. RefSeq lists its product as uncharacterized. The record is from RefSeq and is a predicted model, not a curated record. The transcript has 2 exons. NCBI's taxonomy places the organism in Eukaryota, Oomycota, Peronosporomycetes, Peronosporales, Peronosporaceae. Bases 94 to 414 code for a protein of 106 amino acids.
UUCUGCGCCGGAACGUUCGCCUCGCGCCCGUUCCUAUUUGUAUUUACGUAACACUAGCCUCACUCCGCUAACGUACUCCUACUCAACCUCCAAAUGCUAUUCCAAGCACCAGCCUUUCACGCCGCUGCGCUACUUCGUCACACGGGCUCUCCUACACCGAACGCUACCCGCCUCACUCACGCAGACCUCAGGUGCCCCGUAGAGCUCCUCGCCACGCCACUCGAGACGUCAACGAUGCCCGUGCAGUCACCACCCAUCCGCCUCCGCGCCCACGUCAGCCUCCGCGCCCACCUAAGCCUCCGCGCCCACAUCAGCCUCCGCGCCCACCUAAGCCUCCGCGCCCACAUCAGCUUCCGCGCCCAUAUCAGCCUCCGCGCCUAUAUCAGCUUCCUCCACCUCGUCUCCCAGACCUGA